Messenger RNA from Strongyloides ratti, 948 nucleotides. RefSeq lists its product as hypothetical. The record is from RefSeq and is a predicted model, not a curated record. Lineage: Eukaryota; Metazoa; Nematoda; Chromadorea; Rhabditida; Strongyloididae. Bases 1 to 948 code for a protein of 315 amino acids. The transcript has 2 exons.
AUGACAUUACCAGAGGAUUGUUUAGUUCAAAUUUUUUCACAUUUAAAAAGAAAUGAUAUUGCAAAAAGUAAAUUAUAUCUUUCAAGACCUGCUAUUAAUCAAAUAACAAUUGUUGGUAAAAAUAGAGAUGAAAAAAUACAACUAGGUAGAGUAAGAUUUGGAAGAAUUGAUAAACCUAAGAAAAAAACUUAUGAAAUAUAUUUAGAAAAAAAAAAUAAAAUAAAUGGUAAAUCAAAAGUAUUAGAAAGUGUAUAUAAUGGUGAUGUAUAUGAAAAUUUAAAUAAAUUUAUGAAACAAUAUGUUAUAGGUGAAACAUUAAGACUUGAACAGGUUGACUUUGAUGAUAAAAUGUGUUCAAUAUUUUUUGAUAAAAGGACAGAUUUAAGUGAAAUUACUCAACUUGAUUUUACAUUAACAUCUUUGUUACUUGAAUCAACAAUGUUUACUAAUUUUUUAUCAAGAACAAAUUGCCAAAGAUUAAAUGUUGAAUUUUGUAGGAAUGCUGAAAAUAUUAUAACAGAUAAUCUUUUUACACUAUUGCCUUCUUUAGCACGACUACAAAUACAAUUGUCAAAUAAUUGUUAUUCUUUAUCAGUAACUGAUACUACACUACGUUACUGGAUGGAUGAAUGUCAUACUUUUCCAACAUAUAUAAAUUUUUCUAAUAGCCUAACAAAAUUUACCCUACCAACGAUAAUGGAGAUCACGGAAAAAUUACGAAUUCAAAAUACUCAACGUCAUAUAUUUUUAGGUGAAAUAACAACAUCAGAAAAAGAUUUUCAUACACUUUUUGAAAUGCCUUCAUCCAAAUUUCAAUUAUUAAAUUAUUCAACAGGACAAUUUUAUUUAUUUUUAAAAUUAGAUAAUUAUGAUAUUAAUGAAAAGAUAGAAAGUUUUGUGGGUCUAAAACUAAAAGUUUUAAAUAGUAAUAUCUCUAAUACUCUUUAA